This is a messenger RNA of Cucurbita pepo subsp. pepo (vegetable marrow), 423 nucleotides long. NCBI's taxonomy places the organism in Eukaryota, Viridiplantae, Streptophyta, Magnoliopsida, Cucurbitales, Cucurbitaceae. The record is from RefSeq and is a predicted model, not a curated record.
AUGGUGAAUCUCGUCUCAAUUUACUUCACUUUCCUCCUCUUCACACUCUCUAAAUUUUCCUUUCUCUCAUCGGCGACCGCCGUGGCCAAGGAUCAGGUCGGCUGUUCCAUGUGCUCGAGUUGUGACAACCCCUGCCAACUCCCUCCGCCGCCACCGCCACCUCCCACUUCACAAUGCCCUCCUCCUCCGCCUCCGCCCUCGUGCAGUACCUGCAUCCACCCUUCUCCGUUGCCGCCGUCCUCUGUCCAGCCAUACCUGCCGGCCGAUGGAGGCCAAUUCCCCGGCCUUGCUCCUCCGCCGCCGAAUCCAAUUUUACCAUAUUAUCCUUACUAUUAUUACAGUCCCCCCACUGCUUCUGGCGAAAGCGUUUCAAUUUCAUGGAAAAUUUUGCCUUUGGGUCUCUUAAUCAUUAUCUGUCUCUGA